This is a messenger RNA of Esox lucius (northern pike), 4878 nucleotides long. It is a transcript of the gene znf410, whose product is annotated as zinc finger protein 410. Gene Ontology annotation, molecular function: RNA polymerase II cis-regulatory region sequence-specific DNA binding; DNA-binding transcription factor activity, RNA polymerase II-specific. Bases 210 to 1547 code for a protein of 445 amino acids. Gene Ontology annotation, biological process: regulation of transcription by RNA polymerase II. NCBI's taxonomy places the organism in Eukaryota, Metazoa, Chordata, Actinopteri, Esociformes, Esocidae. The transcript is spliced from 12 exons. The record is from RefSeq and is a predicted model, not a curated record. Gene Ontology annotation, cellular component: transcription regulator complex; PcG protein complex.
GCCAAAAUAACGUUACUCGUUUGUCUGUCAAUGACUUCCGUAGAUCUGUGUUGAGCUUCCUAAUUUGUAAAUAAGAAAACAGGGUUGACGGUGACCUAAUCAAUGAAAAAUACUGGAUACUGAUAAAACCGAGAUGAUCGUUCUUAUUCCAACCCUACUAGGACACCUCAGUUAACAGCUCAGUUUGGCGAUCUCUCAAGGGGUAAUCCAUGCUUUCAGAUGAGCUUGACUCCAAACCUGAGCUGCUGGUUCAGUUUGUCCAGAACGCGUCCAUCCCUCUGGGGCAGGGUCUGGAGGACUCCGAGCCCAAACACACCUGCCUUCCCCUGCUGGCCCCGACAGACCGCUCCCUGUGCACACAGCUGGGCCUGACAGACACUGGUCUCAGCCAUGCGUCAGCCAGGUCUCCGUCCCUGUUGGAGUUCGGGGGUGUAGAUCGGAGCCCCAUGGUGGUGCACCCCGAUUCCCACCCCCCAAGCCCCCCUCCUGUCCUCCAUGACCUGCAGCGGUCAGAGAGCACGUCCUAUGUCCUCCUCAACCUCGCCAAAGGCCUGGCAGCCUCCUCGGAGCCCUUAAUCUUCUCGGCGGACGGGGCGGAAGAAGAGGACGAGGAGGUGAUCUCUUCCGGGGACUGCGGGGUGGAUGGCGCUGCUCCCUGGUACCUGCGGGUACAGGAGCUGGCACAUGAUAGCCUCAUCGCGGCCACGCGGGCGCAGCUAGCUAAAGAUGCCAAGGCUAGCCUGGACGCUAGGGCUGGGAAUGGCCCCAACAGUGACCACCUGUCCAGCUUUCUGUCCGAGGGGCCCAAGAGAGAGCAGCCGGCGAGGGCUAGUCGUCCGCUGUCGUCUAAACAAAUCCUCCGCUGCUCAUUCGAGGGCUGCUACAGAACGUUCACCUGGCCUGCUCACCUUAAAUACCACCUAAAAACACACAGGAACGACCGUACCUUCCGGUGCGGGGCAGAGGGCUGUGGAAAGAGCUUCUUCGUGCUGCAGCGUCUCCAGGUGCACAUGAGGACUCACAAUGGAGACAAGCCCUUUAUCUGCAAAGAGAAGAACUGUGGCAAAAAGUUCACCACCGCGGGGAACCUCAAGAACCACAAACGUACACACACAGGCGAGAAGCCCUUCUUGUGUGAAGCAGAUGGCUGUGGACGGUCUUUCGCCGAGUACUCCAGUCUCCGCAAACACAUGCUGGUACACUCAGGAGAGAAGCCACACCAGUGCCGGAUCUGUGGGAAGAUGUUCUCUCAGAGUGGCAGCAGGAACGUCCACAUGAGGAAGAGGCACGGAGAGGAAGCUCUGGGGAACGAGGCCAGGGAAACGGGUGAGGCUCUGACACAAAGCAGUCUGCUGGAGGCCGAUGGGUCGCCCGGCGACAACAUGGUCACCAUGGCGGCGGGGGUGGAGCCCAUGAACAUCCACCAUGCCAUGCUGCAGGCCCAAGGUUCUGCAGACACCGUGGUUGUUCUGUCUCAACCCCAUGACCUAGUCACCAUGACAACGGCAAGCCACACAUACACAGAGGACGUAGUGGCUCUGUUGUAGUCAGUCUGACGUUUUCAGCAGUCAGUCGUCCACAUCUCAGGCAUUUGAGAGGCUGGUCUCUCUGUACAUAGAUGCAUCCUUCACUUUGGGCCCUGUAGAAAUCUGUAAUUAGCUACUGAGGGCUUUAUUUUGAGUAAAACACAUUAUUAAAUGUUCUAGAACUUGUACAAACAGCUUUUUCAGUAGUUUAUAAAUAUAAAGAAUUAUCAGGUGACUUUCCAAAGAAACAGACAGGUAUACAAAUUAGUUUUAUUAACAAUGUACAGGAAGUGUAUAAAGACCUGGAUUUGUGGUUGUGAAGCAACAUACUAAAUGAAUUGUGUAAACUUGCCUGCGAGCAAAUUAAGCUCAAUUGCACCCCUCUUUCUUUUGUAAAACAAUAUUAAGGCUAUAUUGCUCUCAGCUUAACUCCACAAUUGAAUCAAGUCAACCGAUAACGUAUCUGAAAACAACAAAAGAUGUGCUCCACAGAAAUGUGCUCUGUCCCUGAUCAUUAAUGGCAGUUCGAUGCUGCAUGUGGAGCAUUGUGUGGAACUGAACACAGUGUUAUUGCAAAGCACACCCCUGACACGCAUACCAGUUUUUCUGUUAUUAAAAUAAAGAGCUGAUUCCCAUGGUUCAUAUCAGACCUGAAAUUAAAAAGACUUCAAUAAUAUCCAUCUUUACAUAGUAUUUGCAGUAACACAACUAAGUUGAGUUUCAGUCAGCCCCCAGGGCUUUAAUAGUGACAUACCGUAAAACUUCAAUUAAUAGUAUGGGUGUUUUUUUCUUGCUUCAAUUACUGAACAGAACCGGUGCUCAUUACAGACACGCUUCAUUUCCUUAAAGUAGCGGUUUUAAAACUGGGGUACAAAGGCCAGGGGUUCAGAACAUUACAGAACGUUUUCACACUACUAUUAGAUAACUGCAGAACCCCGCUGGUUUCCAACUGAAUGUAACAUUGUUUAAGUCUGGGACACUAAUUUGAAAGUUACAUUUAGAGUGGCCACUAGGAGCAGUAUUGAGUGCUUUUAGAUUUAAAUAGACUGUCCGUUUGGUAGGGUGUUUUGGUUGGAGAUGGGCGGUAAAGCCACAGACUUUGCCUCCAAAGGUUGUGAGUUCGAAUCCAUACUGUAAAACGUGGGAUGUUUUUGCAUUCUAACCUAUUAGGUCACAAGUGGAUUCCAACUCUAAAGCAUUGGAGCCAGGGUCUGUGGCUCUCGCAUUCAACCACCAUCAAUGACCAAACGGACAGUUAUUUAAAUCUAAAAUCAUUCACUAAUGCCCCUAGCGGCCAUUCUAAAUGUAACAAGAAUUAGUGUCACAGACCUACGUAAACCAUAUUACAUCUAUCCUCAAAGGUUAAGUUUGAAAACAUGCUCUAAUACAUUAAAACAACUCUUGAAAUUUGUAACAUUACAAGUUUUGCAAUGUAACAUAUUGGGUUACGAGUGGAUUCAAACUCAAAACCACUAGAGCCAGUGUCUGUGGCUGUACUGCCCAACCACCAUCACUGGCCAACACUACCAAAGCGACAGUCUAUUUAAAUCCAGGAGCACUCCAGUGGCCAUUCUACGUGUAACAUCAUACCAAAUGGUCUCACAGACCUACGAAUACUAUUUCACGUAAAUCUAUCUACACGAGACCACGUUGACAGAACAUACUUUUGGUGAAAUCUUGAUCAAACUGCCUAACCGCCCCAAAUAAAAAGAAUGUUUUCUUCAAUAUGCAAAUAGCACCUAAGGUAGUCAAGGCCUUAUUACAGACAGACACAUGCUCUGAGGCCCCAACCUCCAGGGGCCCCAACCCAAUUAUUAUUAUUACAGACGGCAGGUGGGCAGGCCCCCAACUAAAACAUACUUCAGUGCCAAAAAACGUCAGACAGCUCUGUUCAAUUAGCAUACGAAACAUGGCACAAGCCAUGGCAAAGUGUGUAGAAGGAAAUGUGCUUUUAAAGUGCAACACUUUCUCUCAGCCUGAUUACUGAAUGUGUAGAACAGCAGGAGCACCACUGACAGUCAUUGUGUGGCUUGCCAGCUGCAUGCAGCUCUUAGAGGCUUAAUUGCCAGGCUUGCAAAUGUAGAAUUCCUUUUAGGUUACCCGCCCUGGGGCUUUUAAUAUUUUUGGGUCCAUGACAUGGAAAUGUUUUUAAAAAUUCAGUUUUAAUGCACGUAAUGUUCAUUGAAUGAAAUGUUAAAUAAACGGUUAGAAAGACUACCACACAGUUUACAGUGUGAGAAACAGAAUAAGAACAAAUCCAUUACUAAGUGGACUGCCUAUCAUAUAUUUGGCGUUUUCCUUCUCGUAUCCGACAUGGUGUAGCCGACCAUGUCAAACCAAAAUGCUGUCUCAUGCAUGGCAUCAAUAUUCUCUUUUUCCUCAGUCUUUACGGUACUCACUUUACUUGACGGUGAAUUUAGGCUGGGUGUGUUUGCUGAAACGUGUACCAAUGCCCAGCUAUUAAAAGGGUAUUUGAAAAUCUGCAUAUAAUUGAAGUUUUACGGUAUAUACUAUUAGCAGCCAGUCAAAACAGGCCAACAGGAGACCUACAGAACUAGCCCUUGACUGAUAGUAUGAGUCAUAAUCCCCAUAACACCUUGCAGAAAAACUCAAGAAGCAAUUCUUUUUGUGCUAUUAAACCAUUCAUUUCUUACAUAGGGGACUUUUAGAUCCAUUUCAAAUAGGGUCUGUGUUUUGUGUAGGCUUACUCCACUUCAGGGUUUUGAUAACUGUAAGUAUCUGUAAAACAAGGUUACUUUUCAAUAUUGGCUAAAUAUGAGCAAAGAUAUUUUGUGGUAGAGUUAAUUGAAGCAAAUAUGUAAACAAAUGUCACCUUGUCCUGAUGCGAUUUACACAGUUAUUAAAACACAGACUGAAACUCCUUGUGGGAUAAAUGAAUGGGGAAAUGCAAAGAACCAAUAAAACAUUUUGCCACUAGGUUUUAUGGGGAAUAUGACGAGUCGUUUGUUUUAGUCUAUUUAGUUUGUUGUAACUUUUCAAACAGUAAGGCAAAGAUGCAUGUUUUACAAAUUAGGGUCAAAAGGCAUAUUUUGAAGAUAUUACAGUCCACUCAGGCACAAAGGCAGUUCAGUUUAAAACAACAAGGAUCCCUCAGUCCAUCUCUUGUUGAGUCACCAUCUGAACCAGUGGUUUUCCCUGCUGCCCAUCCAAGCCAGCGUCCUCGUCUCUCAGUGGAUCUUUAGGUUAUGGAAGUGGUUGAACGUGGCACCCAAAGCCCAGCUCGUCUCUACGUUGUUCACUUUCUUAGUCAGCUUGAGAAGGGAGACAAACACACCAAAUCACUCAACAUGCCUUUUUGUAUUUAUUUAAAUAAAUGAAAAAGCCUAACUCA